AUGUCGUUAGUGCUUUCCUCUUCCGGUGCCGAAUGAGAUCGUGAAAUCGCAGUUGCUGUGCGCAAUUUAUUAUAAAUUUCGAUAACGUGAUUCGGUGUCGAAACGUAAAUAAUAUAGAUAUACACAAUCUUCGAAUAAAACUGCUCCAAAAGUUUUAACUCAUUCAUAAUCAUUGACAACAUGGAGUUCACUGAAGAAAUUACGAAUCAGCUCGAAGAGCUCGCGCGACAGUGCAUCAAAGAUCCAUCUCUUUUAUAUAAUCCGAAAUUACUCUUUAUCAAGCAAUUGAUAGAACAUUACGGUGGCAAGGUACCACAAGCUAAAGAAGCCAAUAGUUCAUCGGAUGCAAAAUGUGAAUUUCAAAGCAAGCCUGCGGAACCACAGCCUGAUUCUGAGAGUGAAGAAAGUGAUUUGGAGCUGGAUAUGACUGGUGUAAUUGAACCAGAUAGCGAGUCUCCUCAAAAAAUGGGAAAUCUAACUUUGCAACCCACAGAGGAGGAAAUUGCAGAGUCGCAGACAAAGAGAUCCGAAGCAGUCUCUGCAUUUAUGGAAAAAGAUUACGAGAAAGCUAUACAAUUUUAUACGGAAGCUAUCGUAUUGAAUCCACAUGUAGCCUUGCUAUAUGCUAAACGAGGUCAAAUCUUUCUGCUAUUGAAAAAGCCAAAUGCCUGCAUUCGUGACUGCGAUCGUGCUAUAGAGUUAAACCCGGACAAUGCAGCAGCUCACAAAUUCAGAGGAAGAGCUUAUCAUCUGCUUGGAAAGUUCGAAGAGGCAGCGAAUGAUCUGAGACUAGCCUGCAAGCUCGAUUUCGAUGAACAAGCGGACGAAUGGCUGCGCGAAACUACUCCGAACGCACGAAAGAUAGAAGAGCACAAGAGAAAGAAGGAACGAAAGGCUCAGGAAAAAUUGGAGCACGAGAAGCAGGAAAGAUUACGAAAAGCACGAGAGGCCGCCAAAGCUCGCGAGGAAAAUACGCGAACCUCUCAGACGGAUGCUGGCAAUUCGGGUAUUCCCGGGGAUUUCUAUCAAUUCCUUAAAGAUCCUGAAGUACUUCAAGCUUUUCAGGAUCCGGAAGUGGCCGAGGCCUUCAUGGAUAUCUCCAAAAAUCCGGCAAAUAUUUUGAAAUAUCAAAACAAUCCAAAGAUAAUGGCUCUUAUCAAUACGAUGGCCUCGAAAUUUGGCGGUAUGCCCGGUGGUAUGCCCGGUGGUAUGCCCACGGGAGCAGGAGGAUGUCGCCCGAAACCGACCCCUGAAGAUGACGUUGGCCUUGAUUAAUCGCGAUCCUUUCAAUCGCUUUUAUUCUUACGAAUGCAUCUUGGUCAAUUGACUCAUUAAAGGCUGAUUUGCGUUUAGCUAUUCUUUUUUUAAGUUGCCAUGAAUUGCGCUAAAAAAGAUUUAUCUUGAGAAAAUUGAUAAUUUAAGAGAUCAAUUAUAUAAAUACAGGAUUAAUUCUAGCAUCAACGUAUUGAAAACUUUUACAUUUUAUUCUUGUUAGUGUUCGUUUCGUAUCGUAGAUGAAAUCUUGGAUUAUUCGCAAUUUGAUUUAUAUAUCUUUUAUUUAAAUUUAUUAUUUUGAUCUUACAUUUCCUUUACAUUUUUUGCAUUUUUUAUUAAUUAACUGGAAAAUCUAUUACGGUUAACGUAAGAAUUUAUGUUAAAAAAUUGCGAGGGUGAAAUAUGAAACGAAUGCUUUUAAUGGGUUAAGCGCUAUUGUUCGUUUAUAUCUCUCGCUCUGUAUACAGAAAAGUAUAUAUAUUAUAUGUAUAUGUAAAAUCAGAUAUACAAACAAUAAGUACAUCAGUGAUAUAUCUUCGAAAGAGCUUUUAUUAUGGAUCAAUAUAGUUUGUUAUACAUUAUAAAGCGCCUUUCGCGCAUUUUUUAAGAAGACAAAUUUCUUUGUG
Camponotus floridanus (Florida carpenter ant) is the source of this 1901-nucleotide messenger RNA. RefSeq names its product putative protein FAM10A4. Gene Ontology annotation, molecular function: Hsp70 protein binding; protein dimerization activity. Lineage: Eukaryota; Metazoa; Arthropoda; Insecta; Hymenoptera; Formicidae. The coding region runs from base 181 to 1275 and encodes 364 amino acids. The transcript has 5 exons. The record is from RefSeq and is a predicted model, not a curated record.